ACACGGAAGUAGAAAAAACAAAGUACAGGACAAUUCGGUGUAUAGAUGUUACACGUCACUGAACUGAAACGUUCAGUUUGUCGGUUUAGUCAUCGAACGUUUAUUAUAUAGCCAAAAUGGAGAAGAAGAGUGACGUGGUUGUAGCCACAGAGAGAUACGGCAGCACAGGAUUCUGGAAAUAUGUUGCCAAGAAUGGAAUAAUAGAGAGAAGAAGAGAUGAGAGUGAAAGUGUUGGAAGGAGAGGAAAUCCUGUUGUUGGAGUAUUUAAACGUGUGUUUCUGCCUCAAGGCUACCCAGAGAGUGUCAGUGGUGACUAUCUGCAGUAUCAGUUUUGGGACACUGUUCAGGCUUUCUCCAGCUCUUUGUCAGGGACGUUGGCCACUCAGGCCUCUCUCAGAGGAAUCGGUGUUGGAAACCAAGAGGCCACCGUUGCUGCAGCCACAUUCACCUGGUUACUUAAAGGAACAUGUAUAAUCCUUCUUGCAGAUGGAACAGGAAUGUUGGGCAGAAUCCUCUUUGCCUGGCAGAAAGGAAGUAAACUGGACUCCGAAGCCAAAAAAUGGAGGCUUUUUGCGGAUGUUCUCAAUGACAUUGCCAUGUUCAUGGAGAUACUGGCUCCUUACUUUCCUGCAUUCUUCAUUUUUAUUGUGUGCACUGCCGGAGUUUUUAAGUCCAUUGUUGGAGUAGCAGGUGGAGCCACUAGAGCUGCUCUCACUGUUCACCAGGCUCGCAGAGACAACAUGGCUGAUAUCUCUGCCAAAGAUGGCAGUCAGGAAACUUUAGUAAAUUUGGCCGGACUACUGGUCAGCUUGGCACUCAUUCCCCUUGUCACCAACAACCCUAUGCUGACUCUCCUUCUCUUCUUCCUUUUUACUGUUCUUCACCUCUUUGCCAAUUACAAGGCCGUUCGAUCGGUUAUCAUGGAAACCUUCAAUGAGGCACGGCUCUCCAUAGUGUUUCAGCAGUAUCUGGAAGACAAGCAAAUCCUCAGUCCACAGGAAGCUAAUCUGAGAGAGCCUGUCUUCUUGGAGUUUAGAAAAAUGGUGCAAAUCAAACUUGGAGUGAGAUUACAAGAGGUUGUGAAGUGCUCACAGGAACUUGACUUGGCUCUGAAGAACAACAGAUUGCCUUUUCUGCUAGGAGUGCAUAAUGGGUGUGUUUGUGUAUGUUUGGGACCAAAGGCCUCAGUGUGUGAUGAAAUCAGAGCCAUGUGCCAGGCUGUGUGGCUCAGCAACAUGUUGAGUCAUCAGACACAGCAAAAGCAAAGUCACUGGGAAAUGGUACGCGAGAGUCACAAACUAAUGGACAAAGUUUUUGAUCCAUUUAUCAAAGGUGUGGUGGCUGCAGGAUGGGAUACGGGAAGAACUCUCCUGGACUGGGACGAGUGGAGGGUCGAGUGGAAAUCAAAGAGCAGUUAAGCCAAGGAGUAAUUCAAACAGAUUAUAACUCUUUAUAUAUCAUUACCUUUUGUUGAAUAAACUGUAUUUUGAUUUUCUA
Messenger RNA from Cynoglossus semilaevis (tongue sole), 1497 nucleotides. RefSeq names its product RUS family member 1 (gene rusf1). The record is from RefSeq and is a predicted model, not a curated record. The transcript is spliced from 14 exons. The coding region runs from base 117 to 1418 and encodes 433 amino acids. Lineage: Eukaryota; Metazoa; Chordata; Actinopteri; Pleuronectiformes; Cynoglossidae.